AUGGCAGAGAAUGCAGAACUUUCGAAUCUGGAAUUUGAGAUUUGUCAUUCUCAGUUUCUAAACGGUCUUGCCCCACGACCUGUGGCUGAAGCUGCCGAGUUGAUUCGAACAGGAAAAAUCACUUUGUCUGAAGCGAUGGAUCGAUUCCCGGCCCCUGGAUGUUCGACAAUUGAUCGUACUACCGAUUCAAAUGAUGGAAAUUCAAUGCAUCCGAAAAGAGGGAUGUUCAAUUUGAACGGAUUGCUUGAGAAAAAGGAAAGAAUAUUGGAAGAACAGGCACAACAAAAUGAUUCUCACCAGUUGGCUCCAUUGAAUAUGGAUACAAGCUUUGCACAGCGGAAUCCUAAAUUUUCAUCCUCUGUGUCAAAUCCACCAUCAUCUGCUUCAACGUCUUCUUCUGCUCACACCUCUUGGAUUCUUGAAGCUCCACUUGCACAUAUGCUGGCUCCAUUCAAUGAUAAACUCACCGAUGAGCAGGUUGAACAAAUCACGGCACCACUCAUUUGUUUAUUGGAAGAGGACUUGAAGAAACCAGUAAAAUCAAAGGAGUGGAUGAGUAAAGUGAAGAAUUUGAGUGAUUUGAUUGCCAACAAUCAAGGACUCACAUCAAUCAGAGAAAGAGAUAAUUAUAUCCGAUACCUAUUCAAAAAGAAUGAAGUCCCAGAAACUUUUAUUUCAUCUUUCAUGAAGGAAAAGUCCGAUGCGUUCAUGCUCAAGUCACCAUCCCGAUUACCAGGACCUCUUUUGAAUCAUCCAACUCGUCCACCACUUCCACCACCAUACUCCCCGGCUCCUUCCAUUCCUCUUGUUUCCUCAAGUAGUCCAUAUUCUGCUGCAUCGAUUCCCGGAUUGGAGGUGGUAGCAUCUUGGAGCGAUGAAGAAAGAGUUCGAUUUCUCGUAAAUGAACUCUUCAAAUUGAGGAAAUCAUGUCUGGAUCAAGACAUGAAAAUGAAGGCUGUCUUCGCCUCGCUUCUGAUUUGCAGUCACUACUGCCACAAUCUCACUUUGGAAUCAAAAACCGACUACAUCAAUUCGCUACUUCUCAAAAUGGGAUUCAGUGCAAACCAAAUCGCGGAUAUUUUGGAAUCGGGGAAAGAAGUCAUCAUAGCAUCCUUAAAACAGGAUUCUGCUGCUUCUAAUUCUUCUCUUGCAUCUAAUUCGUCUCAAAUGACUUGCCCGCCACUUGAAAGUAUUCUGGAUAAGCAUCUAAAAACAAUGCCGGAUGCAGCCACGACAGGAAACUCUGCAACUGUUCAGUCACCCGUUGCUCCACCACUUGCCCCAGUUCCAUCAAAUGUUUCUCCCAAUCCUAUGCCGAAUCAACCAAGCGGAGAACAAGUACGAUUCGCCAAAUUGCUUCAAUCCGCUGAAGCAACAAAACUGAGAUCAAUGAUAAAGAGUUCAAGUAGCAGUGAAAUGAAAGAUGUGUGUUGCACAGUAUUCUUUCUAGCGUCGAAGCUUGAGAAAAACAUGGAUUUCGAGAAAAAAUCAACAUGCGUCAUUAAAAUUUUGCUUCAUCUUGGAUACAGUGUUGAUGCCGCAAAGAAUAUAGCAGAACGAGGAAAGGAAUUGCUUCGUGGGACAGCAAGAGAAAAGCGCUUCGUGAAUUCUCCCCUCCUCGGACCAUCCACAUCUCAACCCGCUCCCGGCCAAACUGUCUAUAACCAACAAUUCCCACAAUUGCUCUUACAAAUGGGUUCCAGUACUCCUCAAUUCAUGCAAGGUGUUCAAAACCUGCCUUGUCGAAACUCUGUAAUCACUCAGGUUCCAAAUCCAUAUUCUUCUGUUCCCUCAACCUCUCAAGUUGCACCACCACCAAUAGGAAAUGAAAUUCUUCGGACUUUCAUGAGCGGUCAAAGAAACCUCUUCCCACAGAUACCGUUUUUUCAAGGAUGGCUAAAUCCUCUGGCGUUGCCCAUUCUUGGAUUCCCGACCACUCAAAGAUCAGUGACUCUCCCGACAAUUCCUGAUGUGCCAGAAACUCCUGAAGCAACUACGGAAAAAACGAAGAAUAAAAGAAACAGAACGACUGCAAAACCUAAAAUGAUUGGUCCAAAAAAGAAAGCGGGAAGGCCGAAAAAAUCGAAACGUGGUGAAAAGGACAAUGCAACACCAGAAGAACAUGGCGACGAAGUUCAACAAGAAGUAUCUUCUGCUCUAGAAGCUGAAGCAAUCAGCAGGGCAUUUCUUCUCGCAACUUAUCAGAGUGCACAGUCCACCGCCGUCGUCCCUUCUCCUAACGAGGGAUCCACAGACUACAUGAAGGUCGCAAAUAACACAGCUGAGCCGAUGGAUACGGAUCAGGGCACUGCAAAUAAAUCUAGUUUGAAAACUGAUGUCGUCGUACCCGAACAAGAGGAGCGGAGUACUAUGAACCAUGCUGAUAUCGAAGCUGUCAAGAAACCAAUGAGUCUUUUGAAAACUACUCAGAACUUGGAAACAUUUCUCAAUGCUUCAGACGUCGCAGUCUCAAUAGACAUAGAGGAUGCAGAGAAAACUGAAAUCAAAGAAAUGAUUUCACACUCUGAUUCUGAGUCUUUGAAAUCGAGACAAUGUCAAGAGCCUCUCAAGUCAGUGAUUCCAAACAUCACUAUCACGAAAUCACAUAUUGAUUCUUCUGUUGAAAGUUCGGCAGAGAAAGUUUUGAAACAAAAUGCAGCAAGGCCAGCGUCUGCGUCUUUGGAAAGACAAAUUGUACCUAUUGGAGUUAAUGUUUCGUCAAAGAGACCAUUGAAGCGGAAAGCUCGAUCAGCUUCCGAGCCACCAAUGAAGGUAGCAAAACAAAGACAACCGGAAAAGAAGGCAAAUCCAGUUAUUAUGGGAUCUAUACAGUCGGAAGGCAAUCAAAAGAACCAAGUUCGAGGAAUGCGUGAAAAAACACAACAUGCGAAGUCUGACAAUGAACAACAAUCUAACAGUUCAAUGGGAUUAGAUGUGUCAUCAUGCACUAUGGAUGCAGAUGCUCUAGAAUUUGAACUUGGUUUGGUAACCAAUUCAAUGAAACCCGCAUUCGAAGAAGAGGAUGGAUGUUGUUUGAAGAAACCUGAAAAUGCAUCCCCAACUUCUGAUUAUAUGGAUACUUUGGUUGUAACGGCACAGAAGAAUUUGGUAAAGAAACAAACUGAUUCAAGCGGGUAUGCAGAGACAUCGAUUAGAACAGUUGAAGAUCCAUCCCCACUGUUAACAGUUGAGAAAACUGUUCCUGUUCUUUCUAAGUCUCUCCUAAAUUCACCUGAACAAAUCACCGGUUCAUCAAGCCAAUCUUCCCGAAGGCUCACUGAUUAUCCUCAGGUUAUUGGAGUGGAUUACAUGGCCCGAUCAUCACGAGCGAUAAAUGAAGAAUCAGACACUUCAAUGCCUCAUCCGAUCAAACAGUUCCCGUCUGUAACAUCUUGCAUUGAUUCAGAAUCAGCUGAUAUGGUGAAGAAGGAUGCUGAAAUUUCGAUUGACUCUGUCAAGUCUAAAAAGAGUGUUACUCGAGAACGUACAACUGGGAAAACAGCUGCCACGGAACUUCGUGUCGAUGAACUUUCAACUCAAGAUACUGCAAUUUUUAAUCAAAGAUCAUUAAAUCCUGCCACAGUGUCCGGUCCAAUGUUGCGAGAACUUUUGCUCCGAGACACUAUUGUUCCCCAGAUCGCACUCUCCACAUUAUUGGUCCUAGAACCGAUGGUCUCGAAAGAAUUGGUACAGAAGUCGACACCAAUUAUUUCAUCUGUACCGCCGAGUCGUCCGCCUCAAAUUGAAACGGCGAGUCUACUGACCCAACUGUUCGAGGCCAAAAAGCGGAGUAGGAUGGCACCUAAAUUAAUUCAAACAGAAUCAGAAGACUUCAUGGUUCAGAGCAGAACCUCAGAUGUUCCGACUGAUCAUAAACUAUCCAUGCCAAGUGCAACUGCAGAAGCAAAGAUCAGAAUGAGUUCGAUGAAUAUGCCAGCCAACAGUUCCAACACAAUUCAAACUGCCAGCCAAAAAACUGCUACCAUUGAUUCGACACUAACCAUUAAUAAGCAAAAUGGCCACAGAAAAACAUCAAAAAUGGUUCACUUUAAAUCGAAAAUGAAGGAAACAGUGAAGUCCGCUCCGGUUAAAGCAAUUCCCAACAACUGCACAAUUUCUAAACCUUUGAUGAUGCCAGAUCCGCACAGCAAAGCCAUCCGAAACCUUCAAGAACAAACGACAAACGAAUUUGAUUACUCAUCAAUUUUGAAUCAAAACUACAUCGUCAGCUCCCAACUAUCUCGGGAGAUCUCAUCUACAAUACCCACAGCUCAAAACGAUUUCAUUCAAGAGCCUUCUAUCAGAAACGUCAAUGCUCACAUUCGAACUACGAAGGCUGUUGUACCAGAGAUGAUGUCAAUGGUCACAGGAAACACUGCCGCGAAACCCACUGAAACCGUUCAAGCAAGAUCAGCCCCAAUUGACGCCUUUCCGUUCCCAACCCUGUUAUCAAAGAAUUGUAAGAUACCUCUGGAUAUGUCGAAUCACACUGCAAUCCCAAUGUCCAUCCCUACCAACACAGUGAAAAGUAUAACGACUCAUGAUCCAAUUACUUCAAAAUUCCCAAAAACAAUGUUUUCAGCGUCUUCAAACUCCCAGGCGGCAGUAGAUGAUUUAUCAGCUGACUCUUUGUUGCCACAAAGUAUGAAUGAUCAGAGCACUACUAAAACAGCAAGUUUGGUCAAGCCCACCGCUUCAGGAUCAUUGCCUCACGGAAUCCACAUUCCACAACCACCAGUGAAUCCACCAGACACACUUGUUCCGAAGGAACCAGAAUAUUUAACUGAUGAACGUUCGUUAAAUCACCUACUGCAUCUAGCAUCCAUAUGGUUGAAGCAUGAUCCAGAAGGCACCCUGCAAGUUCCAAGCUUGUCAGAUUUGCUACAAGUACCGUUUAUUGAAACUCCCGGAUCCACGAUCUCAUUCGCACAACCAAUUUUGCAAACAGCUCCAGCACCAAUCACAUUUUCUGACAUUGCUCCUUCGAAUAAAGACGACGGACAACGAUUCCAGGUCUCUGCCAUUGAGAAAGUGGACAGUAUGCCCCUAAUUCAAAAACCUGGACCACGCAACUCCCAUGCGACUGCAAUUGAAGCCAGUGCGAAUGAGGUAAUGCCGAUGUUGGAGGAACAGGUACCACCGAAAACUCCAGAGUACUGUAUAAACAGAUCAGUGUUGAAGAGAAAUAAAGAUCAGGCAGAUGAGAUCAUGAAUGUGAUAAUGAUUCAGGCGAAAAUUAAAAAUAGAAAACGACAAGUUGCUCAAGUUGACAGCAGUAUUCAACAACCUGAUCCAAAGAGAGCACGCGAACAAAUCGGUUUCAAACCCGCCUCCUUAUGUCCCCGUCACCCACAUUUGAAUGGAGAAAAGGUGCUGUCUCGUCUUCUGCCGUCUGUUCCGAAUCCUGUUUCAUAUGGAGAAUAUCCAACAAUGGACAUUGAAUGGCACAUAACAUAUACUCGAUGGAGUCGCGGAUUUGGAGAAAUCAGCAGAGUAUCUAUUGGAUGUCGUCAUUUAUAUCAUUCGGAGUGGAUUGAUGCCUCCAGAUGUCAAGAAAAAGCGGUUCCCUGUUUUACGAGAGAUCGAGAAUUCAAAGAUAUUCUUCGGCAGGUCUUGGAGAUAUCGAAAACAGAAAUGCAAGCUGAGCAAUCCUUGCUCAACAUCUUAAACCAGUUUCCACUUAUGAGAGACUAUCCGCAGUUUGCACCGUUCAUCUCGGCUCAUAUUCAAACUGCUACAAAGGUGAUGCCAAUGACCAACUAUGAAGCGAAAGCGCCAUCGAAUUUCAUCAUUCAGGCUCUCAACUAUUUGUCCGACUUACACGAAAAAGGUGUCAAUAUCACUGCCGAAGAAGUCAUCGCUUUCAUUGUCUACAAUCUUCAUGAUUCCUUCGCUUGCUGCUAUGCAGUCUCAAGUUUCAAAACGAUUCAGAAGGUUUUGAAGAAACACGUAAAUGCACAAGAAAUCCACGAUGAAAUCAUGCUCGAUUGA
Caenorhabditis remanei is the source of this 5991-nucleotide messenger RNA. RefSeq lists its product as uncharacterized. Lineage: Eukaryota; Metazoa; Nematoda; Chromadorea; Rhabditida; Rhabditidae. The record is from RefSeq and is a predicted model, not a curated record. The transcript is spliced from 13 exons. The coding region runs from base 1 to 5991 and encodes 1996 amino acids.